AUGCCCAAGGCCACUACUCCCACUGCCGCGCGGCACCCGCGACGACACAACCCUCUCGAGGAUGAUAUCACAGCUAGUGGAAUCCUGAAGAACAAGCCCUCUAAGAAGCGAUCAAAGGGUAGCGAUAAUGAGGAGGAGAACUUUGUCGACGAUCGCGCCUCUCGAACCAUUCUGCGCAUAGGUCGUGAGCUGGCCGAGGAGGAUAACGCUGGCAAGCCUGCCGCUGCUAAGCCUACUAUCGACAACUUUGGUUACGAUUCGCGAUUUGGCGACGAGGAGGAAGAGAACAAGGUCUACGAUGACGACGAGGCUUGGGGCGAGGAUGAUGAGGAGGUCGAGGAGGUCGAGGUUGACCCCAAUGAUCUUGACAUGUACCGAAAGUUCAUGCCCGACGAGGAGGACGACCUGUUGAAGCACGGUUGGGAUCUCAAGCCCACUGGAGAGGAGCAGGGCGAGAGUGUCAACCUUGCGGACCUGAUUUUGGAGAAGAUCGCUGCGCACGAGGCCGCACAGGAGAGACGGGAAAACAACUUGGGACCUCCCGACGAGGACGAAUACGAGCUUCCUCCCAAGGUUAUCGAGGUCUACACCAAGGUCGGCCAAAUUCUUUCCCGAUACAAGUCCGGACCUCUGCCAAAGCCCUUCAAGGUGCUCCCAACAAUUCCUCAUUGGGAAGACAUCCUUGCCAUCACCCAACCUGAGAGCUGGUCGCCUAACGCCUGCUACCAAGCGACAAGAAUCUUUGUUUCAAGCAAGCCUCACAUCGUUCAGCGAUUCCUGGAAAUGGUUAUCCUCGACCGUGUCCGUGAGGAUAUUUACGAGACCAAGAAGCUCAACGUUCACUUGUUCAACUCGCUCAAGAAGGGUCUUUACAAGCCUGCUGCUUUCUUCAAGGGUUUCCUGUUCCCCCUUGUUGGCAGUGGAACUUGCACACUCCGAGAAGCACAUAUCAUCUCCGCCGUCCUGGUCCGAAUCUCUAUCCCUGUCCUUCACUCUGCCGCCGCUUUGAAGGGUCUGUGUGAUAUCGCUGCCCAGGAGGCGUCACACGGCACUGAGGGUGGAGGUGCCACCAACAUCUUCAUCAAGGCUCUUCUCGAGAAGAAGUAUGCUCUUCCUUUCCAGGUCAUUGACGCCCUUGUCUUCCACUUCCUGCGCUUCCGCAGCGUCGACCCUGCCUCAGUCCAGGCUGGUGAAACUAUGUCGGGUGUUGAGGGAGAUGCCAAGACCAAGUUGCCCGUCAUCUGGCACCAGAGUCUGCUUGCAUUCGCCCAGCGUUACAAGGGAGAUGUGACAGAGGACCAGCGUGAGGCUCUGCUUGAUCUUCUCCUGACACACGGUCACUCGGCAAUUGGACCUGAGGUGAGGAGAGAGUUGUUGGCUGGACGAGGUCGCGGAGUGCCAAUUGAGCCCACAGGCCCGGCGUUUGAUGGUGAUGAUACCAUGCUCAUCGACUGA
Messenger RNA from Fusarium coffeatum, 1455 nucleotides. RefSeq lists its product as uncharacterized. Lineage: Eukaryota; Fungi; Ascomycota; Sordariomycetes; Hypocreales; Nectriaceae. The record is from RefSeq and is a predicted model, not a curated record. Gene Ontology annotation, biological process: rRNA processing. Gene Ontology annotation, cellular component: preribosome, small subunit precursor; nucleolus; cytoplasm. Bases 1 to 1455 code for a protein of 484 amino acids. The transcript is spliced from 2 exons. Gene Ontology annotation, molecular function: snoRNA binding.